CUCCAUUACACCGGCCGCUCCCUUCAUGUUCUCCCUUUAGUUUCACUUUGGGAGCUCGUGGUGUCGCAACUUCUUCUUCUCUUCUUCUAAAGAUGAAGGUAGAGCGUCUCUGAUAGCUGAUGUGGAUGUGAAUUCAGCAGCAGAUAACAAGGUUGUUGUGUUGGUGUGAAGGUGUGGACUCUGCUAUGAGUCAGUGUGAGGACAGAGAGGAGGGAGUCCCUCCCUCUAAAAGCACUCUGUGUGGGGAACAUGACAGCCAGACCAAAGGUCAGAGGAUCCAUCAGAGACCAGACUGUGCUGGACCUGGACCUGAACCUGAACCUGAACCUGAACCCAGCUGUGUGUCCAUGAAGAGUGACGGGUCUAAAGAUGUUCCUAUAGUCUGCAAAGAUGGACUCCCUUCUGGUAAUAAGAGGAGGAGGCUGGAACAACCUGAACCCAGCUGUGUGUCCAUGAAGAGUGACCGGUCUAUGAAUCCUCCUUUAUGGUUCAAAGAUGGACGCCACUCUGUUGAUCAGAGGAGGAAGCUGGAACAACCUGAACCCAGCUGUGUGUCCAUGAAGAGUGACUGGUCUAUGGGUCAUCCUUUAACCUUCAAAGAUGGACGCCACUCUGAUGAUCAGAGAGAGGACCAGGAGAGCUCACAGGUUCCCAGAGGUCAGUCUGCCCAGCAGCAUCAAACACACCUGGACUCCAUAUUUAUGCUGCUGGAGGAGAACAUCCUCACUUUUGUGAAGAACGAGCUGAAGAAGAUCCAGAAGGUUGUGAGUUCAGAUUACCCAGAAUGCUUAGAGAGUCAGAGGGAGGAUGAGGAGGUGUUGGACGGUGAGGAUGAAGAGCAGAGGAGGAGCAGCAGAGAGGCAUUUCUGAAGAUCACACUGCACCUCCUGAGGAGAAUGAAGCAGGAGGAGCUGGCUGACUGUCUGCAGAGCAGACUUCUUGCUGCAGUUUGUCAGCGUGAACUCAAAUCUAACCUGAAGAAGAAGUUCCAGUGUGUGUUUGAGGGGAUCGCUAAAGCAGGAAACCCAACCCUUCUGAACCAGAUCUACACAGAGCUCUACAUCACAGAGGGAGGGACUGCAGAGGUCAAUGAUGAACAUGAGGUCAGACAGAUUGAAACAGCAUCCAGGAAACCAGACAGACCAGAAACAACCAUCAGACAAGAAGACAUCUUUAAAGCCUCACCUGGAAGAGAGGAACCAAUCAGAACAGUGAUGACAAAGGGAGUGGCUGGCAUUGGGAAAACAGUCUUAACACAGAAGUUCACUCUGGACUGGGCUGAAGACAAAGCCAACCAGGACAUACAGUUCACAUUUCCAUUCACCUUCAGAGAGCUGAAUGUGCUGAAAGAGAAAAAGUACAGCUUGGUGGAACUUGUUCAUCACUUCUUCUCUGAAACCAAAGAAGCAGGAAUCUGCAGGUUUGAAGAGUUCCCGGUUGUGUUCAUCUUUGACGGUCUGGAUGAGUGUCGACUUCCUCUGGACUUCCACAACAAUGAGAUCCUGACUGAUGUUACAGAGUCCACCUCAGUGGAUGUGCUGCUGACAAACCUCAUCAGGGGGAAACUGCUUCCCUCUGCUCGCCUCUGGAUAACCACACGACCUGCAGCAGCCAAUCAGAUCCCUCCUGAGUGUGUUGGCAUGGUGACAGAGGUCAGAGGGUUCACUGACCCCCAGAAGGAGGAGUACUUCAGGAAGAGAUUCAGAGAUAAGGAGCAGGCCAGCAGGAUCAUCUCCCACAUCAAGACCUCACGAAGCCUCCACAUCAUGUGCCACAUCCCAGUCUUCUGCUGGAUCACUGCUACAGUUCUGGAGGAUGUGUUGAAGACCAGAGAGGGAGGAGAGCUGCCCAAGACCCUGACUGAGAUGUACAUCCACUUCCUGGUGGUUCAGUCCAAACUGAAGAACGUCAAGUAUGAUGGAGGAGCUGAGACGGAUCCACACUGGAGUCCAGAGAGCAGGAAGAUGACUGAGUCUCUGGGAAAACUGGCUUUUGAUCAGCUGCAGAAAGGAAACCUGAUCUUCUAUGAAUCCGACCUGACAGAGUGUGGCAUCGAUAUCAGAGCAGCCUCAGUGUACUCAGGAGUGUUCACACAGAUCUUUAGAGAGGAGAGAGGACUGUACCAGGACAAGGUGUUCUGCUUCAUCCAUCUGAGUGUUCAGGAGUUUCUGGCUGCUCUUCAUGUCCAUCUGACCUUCAUCAACUCUGGUGUCAAUCUGCUGUCAGAAGAACAAACAACCUCCCGGGGGUCUAAAGUCUUCAGAGACAAACCUAAACUAACACAUCUCUACCAGAGUGCUGUGGACAAGGCCUUACAGAGUCCAAAUGGACACCUGGACUUGUUCCUCCGCUUCCUCCUGGGUCUUUCACUGCAGACCAAUCAGACUCUCCUACGAGGUCUGCUGACACAGACAGGAAGUAGCUCACAGACCAAUCAGGAAACAGUCCAGUACAUCAAGAAGAAGAUCGACGAGGAUCUCUCUGCAGAGAAAAGCAUCAAUCUGUUCCACUGUCUGAAUGAACUGAAUGAUGGUUCUCUAGUGGAGGAGAUCCAACAGUCCCUGAGUUCAGGACGUCUCUCCACAGAUAAACUGUCUCCUGCUCAGUGGUCAGCUCUGGUCUUCAUCUUACUGUCAUCAGAAAAAGAUCUGGACGUGUUUGACCUGAAGAAAUACUCUGCUUCAGAGGAGGCUCUUCUGAGGCUGCUGCCAGUGGUCAAAGCCUCCAACAAAGCUCUACUGAGUGACUGUAACCUCUCAGAGAGAAGCUGUGAAGCUCUGUCCUCAGUCCUCAGCUCCCAGUCCUCUAGUCUGAGAGAGCUGGACCUGAGUAACAACGACCUGCAGGAUUCAGGAGUGAAGCUGCUGUCUGCUGGACUGGAGAGUCCACACUGUAAACUGGAAACUCUCAGGCUGUCAGGCUGUCUGAUCACAGAGGAAGGCUGUGCUUCUCUGGACUCAGCUCUGAGCUCCAACCCCUCCCAUCUGAGAGAGCUGGACCUGAGCUACAAUCAUCCAGGAGACUCAGGAGUGAAGCUGCUGUCUGCUGGACUGGAGGAUCCACACUGGAGACUGGAAACUCUCAGGGUGGAGCCUGCUGGAGUCCGAUGGUUCAGACCAGGUCUGAGGAAGUAUUCCUGUGAACUCACACUCGACACAAACACAGUGAACAGAAACCUCAAACUGUCUGACAACAACAGGAAGGUGACAUGUGUGGAGGAGGAUCAGUCAUAUCCUGAUCAUCCAGACAGAUUUGACCACUGGCCUCAGCUGCUGUGUAGAACUGGUCUGACUGGUCGCUGUUACUGGGAGGUCGAGUGGAGAGGAAGAGUUCAUAUAUCAGUGAGUUACAGAGGAAUCAGAAGGAGAGGAGACAGUGGAGACUGUUUGUUUGGAAGGAAUGAUCAGUCCUGGAGUCUGUUCUGCUCUGAUGAUGAUGGUUACUAUGUCUGUCACAAUAAGACAAGAACACCCAUCUCCUCCUCCUCCUCCUCCUCCUCCUCCUCCUCUGGUAGAGUAGCAGUGUAUGUGGACUGUCCUGCUGGCUCUCUGUCCUUCUACAGAGUCUCCUCUGACACACUGAUCCACCUCCACACCUUCAACACCACAUUCACUGAACCUCUUUAUCCUGGGUUUGGGUCCUGGUCUGGUUCCUCAGUGUCUCUGUGUUCUCUGGAGGAGGGAGAGUCUCCUCCUGGUAGAGAAACUUUCUCUCUGCUGACCAGAUAGUUCAGUCUGUACAGGAUCACACACAGCUGAUGUUAGUUAGUACCAACCUGAUCUCUCAGUGGUUGUAAAUGCAGUCUGAGCAGGUGAGGGGUACCUGAGCUGGUCUGGACUCUGGGGGGUUGAGAGCUCUCUGGGACUUGUGGUGUUGCAGAUGGAUGGCUGAAAGAGCUGAGCGAGGUCCAUGUAAUUACCUGAAAUGAUCAGUUGUCUGAGAGAAGGUGUGAAACAUGUUUUACUUUGUGUAUAAAACUGAACUUUGUUGUCUUGAAACAUUUGUUUGUGUGAAGAAAAACCUACGAAUGUCAAACAAGAGUCUUUCUGGAUCAAAUUCAUCAUCUGUGGGAAAAUAAUCACAACGUGUAAAGAGUUGUUUUGAUUAGAACAAACUAAAUUCAUCAUCUUGUGUCAUUGUGUAACAAAUGAACAAACUUUGAUAAGUGAUGUUGAAAUAAUAAUAAAUCAAAGUUUUGGGAUGAUUCUAGA
Messenger RNA from Anoplopoma fimbria (sablefish), 4211 nucleotides. Its product is annotated as NACHT, LRR and PYD domains-containing protein 3-like. NCBI's taxonomy places the organism in Eukaryota, Metazoa, Chordata, Actinopteri, Perciformes, Anoplopomatidae. Gene Ontology annotation, molecular function: protein binding. The transcript has 13 exons. The record is from RefSeq and is a predicted model, not a curated record. Bases 186 to 3728 code for a protein of 1180 amino acids.